AUGUUAAUAAAAUAUCUCCUAAAUUUACUCAUCUUUCUGCAAUAUCUAACGGCAGCUCUUUUCGAAAAGGGCAUAAUACUAAAAGAUCUCAAGUGUCGUCUAAUGGAUAAGGAAUUUUUCCUUUUAGAUAAAUGCGACUAUAUCACUAACAUUCACAAUAUCGAAGAGUUUCAUUUAGUUUUAAAACUUUUUCCCAAACGUCCCAUAACCAAUUGUCUGCUGCAAUUACAAUUUCAACUUAAAAGCUUUACGGUUCCUUUAAAAUUCAAUGGUACCUAUGAUGUUUGUAAAUUUAUGUUAGAACGUAAGAAAAAUCGGGUAUUAAAACGUUUCUAUGAUAUCUAUAGACGUUAUAUGAAUGCUAAUCAUGCUUGUCCCUAUGAUCAUGAUGUUUAUUUUAAGAGUUCUAAGCAUAUACCUAUUGCUGUAAAUAUACCCUGGCCCAGUGGUGCAUAUUCAUUUCAGUCAUUAUGGAUUAUAGACAAAAAGAUUCGCUUUAAUUUAGCUGGUAUUAUAGAGUUUUAUAAUAAUAAUUCCUCGAAAAAGGGAUAUUUUAAUAGAAAUUAA
This is a messenger RNA of Lucilia sericata (common green bottle fly), 567 nucleotides long. RefSeq lists its product as uncharacterized. The record is from RefSeq and is a predicted model, not a curated record. NCBI's taxonomy places the organism in Eukaryota, Metazoa, Arthropoda, Insecta, Diptera, Calliphoridae. The coding region runs from base 1 to 567 and encodes 188 amino acids. The transcript is spliced from 2 exons.